AUGGUUGUUGGCGUCAUCGGUGUUGCAGCAGGCGCCGUAGCCAUUCCGCUCGCUGCGGUGGGAGCGGCGACGUCCGUAGCGAGUAUAGCCCAGGGCGCAGGGAAUCAACAGAGAGCCGCGGAGAACAACAACAACAGCAACAGUGCACCCAAGGAGGCGGAUAAGAAUGAUCCACGUUUAGCCAAGUUCACAUUGUAUGCGCACUGCAGUGAGGAUGCGCCAUUGAAGGAGUUUAUCGAAGGCCAGCAGGUGGUGCUGAGGGAUCACAAGCUAUACCUUGCCGACCCUGACAAGGAGAAGCGCAAGGAAGGAGGACACGGGUUCGCCGGGUUCUUUAUCCAGUACCCGUGGAAUAGCAAACCUUUGGGACUCGUGAGCACGAUCCAACCUGACCCGCCCGAGCUCAACUGGAUAUACGUGGACAAAGACACGCUUGUCGUCACGUACGGCGGCAAGACACAGAGUCUGCCGCACAUCGUCGGCCCAUGGGAUUGGACGGAGGACCAGGAGAGAAUGACGUUUGAAGGCUGGGAAGGGUUCGUUGCGAUGGAGGAGAGCGAGGGGGUAUGGGUGUUGUGCUAUGACCAGGACGAGGAUCUGCUAGCCGGUGUGAAGGGUGGCAACCGGGUCCAGGAGUGUACGUUGACAAGGAAGGUUUUGGAUCCUGUAAAGGCGUCAUAG
Messenger RNA from Desarmillaria tabescens, 681 nucleotides. RefSeq lists its product as uncharacterized. The transcript has 2 exons. Bases 1 to 681 code for a protein of 226 amino acids. NCBI's taxonomy places the organism in Eukaryota, Fungi, Basidiomycota, Agaricomycetes, Agaricales, Physalacriaceae. The record is from RefSeq and is a predicted model, not a curated record.